Molecule: messenger RNA, 465 nt
Organism: Acanthosepion pharaonis
Lineage: Eukaryota; Metazoa; Mollusca; Cephalopoda; Sepiida; Sepiidae
Source: the annotation of a GenBank genome assembly
AUGCCGGCUGCUUCUCGGCUUGCGUGUGUCUGCCCCGAGCGGUGGCCAAACGGAAGUCUUAUUGUACCUUCCAAGCCGAUGAUCUAUUCAAAUGAUGGAUCACCAAUCACCUCUUCCGCUUACCCACUUUGCUCUGUACUGACGCUCGGAUCACGUGAUGAAACGUCACGCUAUCCAAUUCGCGCCAAAUCACACCAAUUCACUUCAAUGCCUCUUUUAUGUAUUUCGCAAUCACUAAACGGACGCGAAUUUGUGUGGGCAUUGCUGGGACUUUGUAGAGCACUCGUCUAUUUUUCUUUCUUAUCAAUUUCUUACUUUCUUUUAAUCCUUUAUCUUCUUUCUUUCUUUCCUUCUUUCUUUCUUUCCUUCUUUCUUUCUUUCUUUCUUUCUUUCUUUCCUAUCUUCUUUUCUUUCUUUCUUUCUUUUAAACCUUAUUCUUUCUUUCUUUUUUUCUCUUCCUUAUAA